CUGACAGUAGUUGUGACUUGGCUUCAGGUGGAACCAUGCGUUGUUGAUAUUCAGACUUUGUGUGUCACGUGUGGACAGUUCUACAGACAUUAUGCCGUAAUAGGUUGUUGGGAAUAGACUCAUCACUACAGUUCUCAGUGACAAAGGAAUAUACAAAAUGCGGAUUUAGCUUGGCUGUUUAAUGAACUGUUGUACCAGAAGGGCUGACAUUGUGCGAAGUUUGUGAUCAAGCUUUGGUCGGGGAAAGCUACCCGAAUCAAUAGCGUGGACUUAAGUACCUGACGAUCCUGUUUGUAGUAAUUCCGACAUUCCGUCCGUCUAUUGCCAGAUGGUCACAGAUUGGAACCAGAAAAGGAAGCAAGAAAUUCUGUUUAUCAAAUGUGACAAUGCACAGUGAAAGAGGCAUAGUUUAAAAGAUCCCCAGUACCCACUUCCAUGCCAAGGGGUUGUUUUGAAUGAACGGCAAAGGUCAAGGACCUUCCUCUGGGGAUACAGUGUGUCCAAUCGGCCUCUCCGCGUUCUCACAAUGGAAGUCACGAGCCCGAAGGCAUGUGAGAGUUUUUUCAGCCUUACAUCAGUUGCCGGCAGCCGGACCCAGCUGGUCAAGGGGAUUGAGGAAGAGAGCACUACUAGAAAAUCUUCAUCUGAAGACGUCCCUCUCAAAGAGAUGAAGAUCUCUUUCAAAGAGCUGGACCUGGAGGAAAUGUACCAUCACUACAGCAUCCAGAUCAAACAGUCCCUCAUCGUCAUGUACCUCGGACUGGACAUCGCGGUGUCCAUCAUGAUGAUCAUCAUCCAUCUGGCAAACGGAGAGGUGCACAAGAGUUCCUCCCAGACAGCCCAGGUGUCCAUACUAGGCUGUGGUGUCCUGUUGAAGGUGUUCCUCAUUGUGUUCACAAGCCUGAAGAAGAUCUACCAGCAACACACCUCCCUCCUGUCGGCUGCCGUGUGGCUCUCCAUCCUCUCACUCAUGUCCCUCUACUACAGCUUCAGCGUCCACCGCACCCCCGCAGAUGACAUGCCCGUCAUGUUUUAUAUCACCUUGGUGGGCUACAUGGUGCUGCCUUUGUCCAAGAAAUGGUCCCUGGCGGUUGGAUCUUUGUCUUUGGUCCUGGAGCUUGUGCUCUCCGGGGUCCUAUCUGACAGAUUAAUUCAGCAUCUGCCACAACAGCUUGUGUCUAAUGCUGUGAUGCUGCUGUGUGCAAACAUUGUUGGUCUGUACCACAAGUCGCUGUCCGAUCUGGCUCACCGCCGAGCAUUCCUUGAUGCCAGGAACUCUGUGGAGGCGAGCAUCAAACUGGAGAGAGAGAAGAAACAACAGGAGGAGCUUCUCAUCAGCUGCAUCCCCAGCAACCUGAUGAACCAGAUGAAGGAGGAUCUCCAGAAGCAGAUGAUGAGCAAGGCACCCAAACCCUCCCCCUUCCAGGACCUGUACGUGCAACACUACACAGAUGUCAGCAUCCUGUACGCAGAUAUUGUCAACUUCACACCACUGGCCUCCGACUGCACAGCAGCUGAACUUGUUAAAAUGCUGAAUGAGCUGUUUGGCAGAUUUGAUCAACUCGCCAAGAAGAGCAACUGCAUGCGGAUCAAAAUUCUGGGGGACUGCUACUACUGCGUGUCUGGGAUUCCCUCCGCAGACAAGGACAAUGCUGCCAACUGUGUCCGCAUGGGGCUCCGCAUGAUUGAAGCUAUCAGGGAAGUGAGGGAGGCAACUGGUGUGAAUGUAGACAUGCGUAUUGGAGUUCACACAGGCACAGUGCUGUGUGGAGUUCUGGGGCGGAGAAAGUGGCAGUAUGACGUGUGGUCUGAUGAUGUAACCAUCGCCAACCACAUGGAGUCGUCCGGAGUGCCUGGACGUGUUCACAUCUCCCAGCAGACCCUCGACAGUCUUGGGGGACAGUAUGAGGUGGAGCCUGGCAACGCCGAUACUCGGAGUCGCUUCAUCGCCGAUAACAACAUGAAGACCUUCCUUGUCGUGCCUUUCGAGAGGAGGGCAGAUGAGGAAUUAUGGGACAGAGAGAGUUUGGAGGAUACCCCAAGGAGACAGAAGCUGGCGAGGACAAGAUUUGAACACACGAUGCGAGCCUCAUUAAAAGUCACCAAGUACUUAGAGACCUGGGGUAUAGACAAACCCUUCGCCAACCUCCAGUCUACGUCCAUGGUGUCUCGAGUCCUCAGUCUCACAAGUCUGGCCUUAGUGGAUACAAAUUUCAUCAUUAAUUCAAGCGGACUGGAUCAAAGCAGUCUGUUGUCAGGAGACAUGUAUCUACAACAGGAAGUGAAGGUGGAGCUGGGUAAACGCCUUGACCAACUCGGGGGUGGGAGGUGUCUUCCGAACAACACCGAUGUGAACAGGGUGAUCCUGACGUUCAAGCAGCAGCAACAGGAACACAGUUACAUGCACCAGGCUGACCUGAUGUUCAAGUACCAGGUGGCCUGCUGUGCCCUAAUCUUCCUCUCUGUCAUCAUCAUCCAAGCCAUCAUGCUGCCCAGAGAUAUUCCGCUACUGGUAGUUGGAAUCUUGGGGGUCGUGACCUUUGGGCUUAUAUCUGUGAUACAAUUUGCCGAAGUCUGCAUUUCUUUUGGCAACAAGUUGGUCAGUGUGUUGGUCAAGUUCAGCCGAUGCAUCACCUAUAGCACCUGUCUCCGUUUGGUCAUUUCUGUCUGCUGUACCAGCCUCAUCCUCUUUGCCUCCAGUAUCAGUCUGAUUUCCUGCAAUACAGAACUUCACAUGUCGGAGUCGACAAACUCUUCCUCCAUGGUGCCAAUACUCGGUGAAAGCAGCUGUGACUAUCCACUUUACUACAUCCUGAGUUUUAUGCUGGGGCUGACAUCAUGCAGUGUCUUCGUCCACCUCAGCUUCAUCAUCAAGCUAGCCGAGAUGUCGGUGGCGCUAGUUGUCUACUUCCUCAUUCUUCAUCUUGGCAGACAAGACAUCUUCAUCAAGUUCAACAACUUGGUCAACAAAGAUACACAACCAAAUGAAAUGCAGGCCGAUUUACGGCUUAUGGCAACAGUCCAUCUGGCUAUCAUGUUCAUAGCUCUUCAUGUACUGGACAGACAGACAGAGUACACGCAGCGAGUUGACUUUCUCUGGAAGACAAGAAAGGAUCCUGAUGAGGUCAAGGUCACAGCAGCUAUCAACAAAAUCAUCCUUGAGAAUAUUUUACCUGCUCAUGUGGCAGAUUAUUUUUUGAGGUCAUCUCGAAAAAAUGAGGACCUGUAUCACAAGUACUACCCCAACGUCAGUGUCAUGUUUGCUUCUAUACCCAACUUCAAAGACUUCUACCAACAAAAUGCUGCCAACAGACAUGGCCUCGAGUGUAUACGAGUGCUCAACGAAAUUAUCUCCGAUUUUGACACUCUCUUGACCCAGUCGAGGUUUCACUGUGUGGAGAAGAUAAAGACAAUUGGCAGCACAUAUAUGGCAGCCACAGGGCUUCAACCGGGGAUGGAAGAUAAAGAGGAUUCAGUGGAGAAUGACGCAAACAUUGUGAAGAUGACAGACUUCGCUCUUUCAAUGAUAGAAAAGCUAGACAACUUCAAUCAGCAUUCUUUUAAUCAGUUCAAACUCAGGAUAGGUUUAAAUGAUGGCCCUGUCAUAGCGGGAGUCAUCGGUGCUCGGAAGCCUCAGUAUGAUAUCUGGGGUGACACUGUCAAUGUAGCUAGUCGUAUGGACAGUAGCAGCGAACAGGGGAAAAUACAUAUGGCAGAAAAGACAGCCCAAGUUUUAAUCGAGAAAGGAUAUGAACAUGAAUACCGUGGAUUAACAAGUUUGAAAGGCAAGGAGCCAAUGAAAACCUAUUUUAUACUUCCUCAUUCUGUAGUGACACACUUAUAGGAAUAAAGCACCACUGUUGCUACACUGUUAUCAAUAUUUUCAUCCUCGCUUCCAUUCCAACACAACAGACCACUCCUUAUCGAAUACACAGGCCUGUUGAUGAUGCUUAGGGAGUUCCAGAUCAUAAGGACAACAGACCACUCCUUACACUACAUACAGGCCUGUUGAUGAUGCUUGUGGAGUUCCAGAUCAUAAGGACAACAGACCACUCCUUACACUACAGACAGACCUGAUGUUUAUGCUUGGGGAGUUCCUGAUAAUAAGGACAACAAUCCGCUCCUUAUGCUACAGACAGGUCUGAUGUUGAUGCUUGGGGAGAUCCUGAUCUGAAAGGACAACAGACCACUCCUUACACUACAGACAGGCCUGUUGAUGAUGCUUGUGGAGAUCCUGAUCAUAAGGACAACAGAUCACUCCUUACACUACAGAUGGGCCUGUUCAUGAUGCUUGUGGAGAUCCUGAUCAUAAGGACAACAGAUCACUCCUUAUAUUAUAGGCAGGCCUGCUGGUGAUGUUUGUGCAGCUCCUGAUCUGAAAGGACAACAGACCACUCCUUACACUACAGACAGGCCUGUUGAUGAUGCUUGUGGAGAUCCUGAUCAUAAGGACAACAGAUCACUCCUUACACUACAGAUGGGCCUGUUCAUGAUGCUUGUGGAGAUCCUGAUCAUAAGGACAACAGAUCACUCCUUAUAUUAUAGGCAGGCCUGCUGGUGAUGUUUGUGCAGCUCCUGAUCUGAAAGGA
This is a messenger RNA of Haliotis rufescens (red abalone), 4589 nucleotides long. RefSeq names its product adenylate cyclase type 2-like. Gene Ontology annotation, molecular function: adenylate cyclase activity. The record is from RefSeq and is a predicted model, not a curated record. Gene Ontology annotation, cellular component: plasma membrane. Gene Ontology annotation, biological process: adenylate cyclase-activating G protein-coupled receptor signaling pathway; intracellular signal transduction; cAMP biosynthetic process. Bases 527 to 3844 code for a protein of 1105 amino acids. Lineage: Eukaryota; Metazoa; Mollusca; Gastropoda; Lepetellida; Haliotidae. The transcript has 27 exons.